This is a messenger RNA of Puccinia triticina, 1410 nucleotides long. RefSeq lists its product as uncharacterized. The record is from RefSeq and is a predicted model, not a curated record. The coding region runs from base 1 to 1410 and encodes 469 amino acids. Gene Ontology annotation, biological process: mRNA splicing, via spliceosome. Lineage: Eukaryota; Fungi; Basidiomycota; Pucciniomycetes; Pucciniales; Pucciniaceae. Gene Ontology annotation, molecular function: zinc ion binding; RNA binding. Gene Ontology annotation, cellular component: cytoplasm; ASAP complex; nucleoplasm. The transcript is spliced from 5 exons.
AUGUUAGCUCACAACGAAAUGACCAGACCUCCGCCUGAUCAGCAUCACCAGCAUCGGGAAGACUACCGGGCCACUCGCGCACGCGUCGAGGAUGAUGUCCGGGACCCCGACCGAAGAGGCUUCCAUCCGUCCUCUGUGCCUCGAGAACGCCACUCUGAAUCUCGUCCAGCUCCGCGAGACAGUCCUCCGAGACACCCUCCAUCGCGCGACCGGAAUGCUGCCGAGCGCAUCUAUCGAGAUCCGCCAGCACUCGAGAACAUCCACCACCAUCACCAUCAAAGUCUGCCUGCAGGAGCUGAGCCAGUCGAGCCGAUCCCAAACGGGACAGUACCGAACCCUAGUAAGAUCUAUAUCGGCGGGCUGCCUGAGCUCACCAGACCCGAAGACCUUCAGGACUGCUUCUCUCAGCUAGGCCGGAUCAAGAACGUCGAACUCAAGACCGGCUACGGAUUCGUGGAAUACGAUAGUCCACAAGCGGCAUGCGAUGCGGUCUCAAAAUAUCAUGAAGGCACCUUCCUGGGAUCUCACAUCAAAGUUGAACUCUCUCACGGCGGAAGUCGACCUCGCCAUGUUGCCGUUUCCAACAACCCAGAAGCUUGCUAUACAUGUGGGAUCAUCGGACAUUGGGCCCGAGACUGUCCUGAUGCAGAGAGCUCGUUAUAUUCCAAGCGUCGAUUACGCGCCCGCUCACUCACCCCGCCUCGCCAUCGAGAGAAUGCGUACAUGAGCCGGGACCCUAGACCGGAGUUGGAGCUUGCAUCCCAGGAACAUCGCCACCAUCGUCGCCGAAGCCCUCUGGGAGAGAUCGACUACACGCGUGUGGACCGAGAAAGGUUGCCGCCCUCGUCCCGAGAAAGCUACUUCCAACCCGCCCACUUUGAAGACAAGCGUCAUCGCCCGGAGAUUUCCAUACGAGAUCGCGAACGCGAUGAGCAGAGGGCGCUCCAUCUCAAAGUCUUGCCCCGGGGCGAAGAUCACAGGGCGCCCUACAUGAUCACUCCUUCUCGCUCACGCUCUCCCCCGCCCGGCUCGCGUGACUACUACAUGACCGAUCGCACCCGUGCGGCGGAUCCGUAUUCGCUCCGACCUUUACCCCGAGACGACUACCAAGGUCGGGUGCAUAUGCUGAAACCGCAUGCCGCUGAGCCGGCGUACUAUCGCAAUCAUGUCCGCGCUCCCGAAGUCACUCGUGUCGGCAGAUACGAGGAUAGGUCGCCGGUGAGACCCAGCUGGGCCCACCCCGUCGAAAGACUCGUCGAGCCUCCCCGCGUCGACCGAAGAUACGAAGCGGUUGAUCCAAGAGUGGCAGCCAGAGGCCAUUCCCCCCGUCGAUCCCUCGGCCGGAUCCACUCCCCGCCGGCGUACGAACACACAGGAUACGCCCGACCCCCCUACCCCAUCCGCAGAUAG